ACAUUAUUACCGGGUUGGGCGGGACCCGUCUGGGAGGGGUUUGUGGGUGAGCCCUGGGUCCCCCGCCCGCUGAGGAGAUGGAUGAGGACGGGCUUCCUCUCAUGGGGUCGGGCAUAGACCUGACCAAGGUGCCAGCUAUUCAACAGAAAAGAACGGUGGCAUUUCUAAACCAAUUUGUGGUGCACACUGUACAGUUCCUCAACCGCUUUUCUACAGUUUGUGAGGAGGGUAGGGUGGAGAGAGACAAUUCAAGGAUUGUAAGCAGAAAGGAGCAAAUACCCCAUCCACAUACUCCUCAUCACCAGAAACUGGCAGAUCUUUCUCUUCGUAUCCAGCAAAUUGAAACAACUCUCAAUAUUUUAGAUGCAAAGUUGUCAUCUAUCCCAGGCCUAGAUGAUGUCACAUUUGAAGUUUCUCCUGUAAACACCACUGGUAUCACAAAUGAAUCACAUUCUGAAACCACUUCAGAGAAAUCACAGCAGAACAGUUUACAAGACUCUGGACCACAGGAAAGUGAAGUAACACCAGAAAAUAUCUUAACUGUAGCCAAGGACCCAAGAUAUGCCAGAUAUCUCAAAAUGGUUCAAGUGGGUGUUCCAGUGAUGGCAAUAAGAAACAAAAUGAUAUCGGAAGGACUAGACCCAGAUCUUCUUGAGAGGCCAGAUGCUCCAGUGCCUGAUGGUGAAGGUGAAAAAAAUACAGAAGAAAGUUCAGAUAGUGAAUCUUCUUUUAGUGACUAAGCUUAAUUUGAUAACAAUUACAUAUACAUGUGUGGCUAUAAUACAUUUACAUUCUAUAAGAGAACCUGAACUUGAACUCUUAGUCAUAAAAACAUCAAAUGACCAUAUAUCUACCACCAAACUCCCUUUAUGUUAAAAAAAAAUAAAGCAUUUAUUAUCUACCAAAAUACUGAAAAAUAGAAUAACCAAAAUAAAGUGCCUUUAGUGCUGCAGAUACCAAGGUGGGAGACUUCAGGAUGUGAUGAGCAUUGAAAAUGAAGUCAGUGUGAGUUUGGUGAUCAAAAAUAGACUCAAUGCAAAUAAGUGAAUUUGGCUAAGUGAGUUAUUCAAUUUUUGUGACUAUUUUAGCAUGAAAAGCAUUACUGCAUUUGUAUUAUAAGAAUUGCUAAAGAAGUUUCUGGCAGAGACUAAUAUUGGAUUUAAAUUUUUGGUGACAACUUGAAGCUUAUAUGUCAUAGAAAUUAUGAAUUUGGAAUUUAUUGGUAGUAUUUAUUAGCAUAUAGAGCUUUUCACCACUUGUUCAUUAGUUCAUAUACUAUCAAAAUGUCAGAUAUUCUUAGAACAUUAUCAGAUAGAAGUUGAAUUGAAGGUAGUUUCAGUGUGUUUCAGAGUGAGCAGGCAUCAUGUCAUCAACUCUUAUUGCCUGAAGAGAAAAAAAUUUUUAAUAUAAAAUGCUGUCCACACUUCACCUUGCAAAUAAUUCUUCGUGAAUAAUUAUUUGUGUGCAGUCUAGAAAAUCUCUAAAAUACUUACAUGGAAAGAUAUAUAAAUGCAUUUGAUUAAUGGUGCUCAUCUUAGUUUAGCCCACCUGAAAGUAGACCCUGAGAAAAGGACUUGAGGGUAAGUAUGGCAUUUGUGAGGUGAUCAUAGGAAGCAAAAGCAAGAGAACAGGAAGAGCAAGAGGAAGAAAACCCAUACAAAAAUGUAUUAUCAAGGUUGCCAUUAUGAACUUUAAGACCUGAGAAGUUUACAAAACGCCUCGUCAAAAUAUUCAUGUAAUACAGAUAAGAUAAUUAUUGACUAGUUUCCAUCCCCAGCACUUCUGGUCUAUACUUUUAUACGGGAAGGCAGGCUACCCCAACAUUGAGAAAGAACUUGGAACAGAAAGCAGAAAAAUGCAUGGCUCACACUUGUGGUAGGAUUUCACUAGCAAAAAAGGACAAGUAAGUCUGAGUUCCGAACUGUCUAAAUGUAGUUGUGGCUGAUAUCAGAAGUUGACAAGGGGAUGUGAUGUUUGGCAAAAGAGAUGUCUGUUGUUGAAUAAACAAAAUAAAUAAUUCAGAACUGCUUGA
Molecule: messenger RNA, 2032 nt
Organism: Hyaena hyaena (striped hyena)
Lineage: Eukaryota; Metazoa; Chordata; Mammalia; Carnivora; Hyaenidae
Gene: WASHC3
Product: WASH complex subunit 3
Exons: 8
Coding region: 78-740 (220 amino acids)
Biological process (GO): exocytosis; actin filament polymerization
Cellular component (GO): WASH complex
Source: RefSeq, a predicted model, not a curated record